Messenger RNA from Papaver somniferum (opium poppy), 631 nucleotides. RefSeq lists its product as uncharacterized. The annotation marks the transcript as partial. The record is from RefSeq and is a predicted model, not a curated record. Lineage: Eukaryota; Viridiplantae; Streptophyta; Magnoliopsida; Ranunculales; Papaveraceae. The transcript has 6 exons.
CCCUUGAUUGUUAGGGUCAAAAGAAAGUCUUCUCAAUCCCCUCUGGAAGCCCUCUGGUUAGAAAUCAAUGAAAGACCACUAAAGCGACCAUUAGUGGACUUUGAGAAAUUAUCAAUUUCUGAUUCAUCUCAAACAGAGAUCUUGAAAUGCAAAAAGGUAUUGGUACAACAUGUAGAAACAGUUAGUAGCACGAAAGCUGCAAUCGAUGUUUUGCAAUCAAUCGUGCCUAACUCUGACGAUGCCACCGAUUUCAAAACUAAAGUUGAGGAACGAAGACAGACGAGAAUAAGCAAGAUCAGCCGCUGUCUAGAGCCAGAGAAAAUCAUGAGGACAUGGCAAAAAAUGCUCGAUUUGAACAAAUAUGGAAGAGGCGAAAGGGAAAAGUUCAGGGUGGCAGCAUACAUGAACUGUGUCAUAUUUAUGAUGUUGUUCGUGUUGAUGCUGAGGAGGAAACACCAAAGAAGGAAGAACAGCCAGAGUAUGGGAUUAUACUGUGCCUUCUUUGUUUUUUUUCUUCAUUUUAGGAUUAUAUGUAGAAAUAGGCCUGUUCUGGACCCUCACUUUCGUUUCUAGACCUGUUUUUUUUUAUUGCAAAUCUAUGCCUAUCGAACGGAUUCCAUCAAUUCCGUUU